AUGGCAUUGGCUACACAAGUCUCUGCAUUCCCUUCCAUUGGUGCCGAACAGGCUGCUAGACUUGCGGCGUCACAGAUCGGAAAAAGAAGUACACUCGCUCGCGAUGGUGUCAAGAAGCGUGUAGUCUUUGAUCCCGCAUCGCAGUAUGUCAGUACCACCGGCAACCACAAGUUCGUGCCGCCAAACUUCGCAGCUGGUGAUGUUAGAGGACCAUGUCCAGGAUUGAAUGCUGCAGCAAAUCACGGAUACAUCCCACAUAACGGCGUUGGAAGUAUGGGAGAUUUCAUCAACGGUGUCAAUGUUGCAUACGGAAUGUCCCUCGAUCUUGGUGGUUUCCUCGCUCUAUAUGGUGCAAUUUUUGACGGGAAUCUAUUGGGAUACUCGAUAGGAGGACCCACUUCAUUAAAUCAAUUACCGCUUGGUAAUCUCCUUGGCCUCACUGGCGCUCCGCAGGGGCUGUCAGGAUCUCACAAUAAAUAUGAGGCUGAUACCUCACCAACUCGGGGUGAUCUUUAUAAAGUUGGCAACAACUACAAGUUGCAGGUUCCCCAGUUCCAACAGUACUACGAUGCGUUAGUCGAGGACGUUCCAUCUAGCACACAAUACGAUAACCUCUUGGAUUUCCGUGUGUCUCGGUUCAAUGAUUCUUUGACGACUAAUGGAUAUUUCUUCUUCGGCCCAUUCGCUGGUAUCCUUGUUGCCCCAGCUGGUUUCUCUUUUCCAGUCCGCAUGAUGGCCAACCACUCUGAUGAGUUCCCAACCGGCAUGCUGAGCAAGGAAAAUCUCAAGUCCUUCUUUGCGAUUACUGGCGAAUCUGGAAAUUUCCAAUACAACGAAGGUCAUGAGCGCAUCCCAGAUAACUGGUACAAACUUCCAAUCGGUGAUGAGUACACAAUUCUUGGAUUUUUGGCGGACGUUUUAGAUUUCGGCGAAAAGUAUCUCCCUCUUCUCCAAACUGGUGGAAACACUGGAAAGCCAAACACGUUCACACCUGUUGAUCUGGGUUCCGUGACAAAAGGUGUCUUUAGUGCUGCGACGUUACUGGAGGGGAACAACCUGGAAUGCUACUUCUUCCAAAUUUCUCAGAACGCUCUUCCUGACAUUCUUGGUGGCAGCCAAUCUUCCAUUGGCAACAAGAAUUCCGUAUUAGGACCUUUGAGCACCACCAUUGUCACCAGACUUCAAGGUCUCGGCUGCCCAAAGCUAGAAGCGAUUGAUCAAACCCAAUACAACCAAUUCCCCGGUUACAACAUGUGUCCUAAUGGAUGCAAGGGCUAUUAA
Molecule: messenger RNA, 1281 nt
Organism: Glarea lozoyensis ATCC 20868
Lineage: Eukaryota; Fungi; Ascomycota; Leotiomycetes; Helotiales; Helotiaceae
Product: Cloroperoxidase
Exons: 3
Coding region: 1-1281 (426 amino acids)
Molecular function (GO): peroxidase activity
Source: RefSeq, a predicted model, not a curated record